Messenger RNA from Asterias rubens (European starfish), 2258 nucleotides. Its product is annotated as NF-kappa-B inhibitor-like protein 1. The coding region runs from base 11 to 1180 and encodes 389 amino acids. Gene Ontology annotation, molecular function: protein binding. NCBI's taxonomy places the organism in Eukaryota, Metazoa, Echinodermata, Asteroidea, Forcipulatida, Asteriidae. The record is from RefSeq and is a predicted model, not a curated record. Gene Ontology annotation, biological process: canonical NF-kappaB signal transduction. The transcript has 4 exons.
UGUCGAUGUCAUGAUUGUGUACCGGUUGUCUCACCUUACAAUUACACCAUAUUACUACGCUUUUGAAAUGGGGAAAACAAAAGCGGAGAGAUUGUUUGAUUAUGUCUCUCAAGGUAAAGUCAUUAAAGUGAAAUCGUUCUUGAAAAGGCACCACAAGUUUGACUUAAAUAUCGUUACUUCUCGGCUACAGAGAACGCUUCUUCAUGUUGCCUGUACCUCCGGCGACGAUGCGGUGUUACGCGUUCUGCUCAAGCACGGCGCCCGGGUGGAUGUCCAGGACAUUGAGGGUGACACUCCAUUACAUCUGGCUCUGCAAAGAGUGUUACAUGGCCACCGACAUGCUUUCAAAGACCUGGUGAUACCAAUAUUGAAAAGUUGCCCGCCAAACAUCCUUGAUGUAGCUAACAACCGAGGGCACACUUGUAGACAGCUCCUUAGGGAUGCUGAUCAACUGCAACAGGAAUCUAGUGAACACCUGAGCCAAGAUUCUGCAGAGGCAAGUGAGGAGGAGCUGAAGCGGAAGGAAGAGGCGGAGUGGCGGGCGAGAGUACAAGAAGAGUGGGCAGAUGAGACGGCAGGCAUGUGGGAAGAAAACACCACUUGGGAUGAACAAGGAUAUACCGGUCAAAGCAAAGAAUCCUAUGAUGAAUGGGCCAGCAGGAUUGCCUCAGAGCACCAUCAGAAACAGCAGCAACAAUUCAACCCAUCAAGAAGAACCCAUCGUACCAAAAGAGACAAGGAAAGGGAUCAGCAAAAAGAGGAGAAGCGGAAAUUCCAAGAGAAGUUGCAGGCGGAGCACGAGCGAUACCGACAGAGGCGCUCGGAACGCCUCCAAAAGAAACUUCUUAGGCAGAAGGAGGAGUAUCUACAAAGAUGUGCGGAAGUGUUUAACGGAGAGGAUACGGUUUUAGACUCGAUAGGGUAUGACGAUCUACCUUGGCCAUGCCGUCAUGAUGACCCGGAUAAAAUGAUGGAAGUUCUCAUGUGCGACGUGGACAAGAAUAACGAGACGGAGAUGAAGAGGUUCAUGAGGUCUCAGCAACUUCUUUGGCAUCCGGAUAAAUUCAUGCAGAAGUGUGGCAGUAGGUUAGUGGAGGACGACCGGGGUAAAAUUUUAGAGCGAGUAACUAAGUUGUCUCAAGCCCUUAACCGAGUGAGCAAGGAGGACAAAGACAGGUGAUUGGUCUACAAGCCUGUAUGAUCUGUUAAUUGAAAGGCAAGGGCACCAAGGCAUUUUCUACUUGGUAGAGGGCACUCUAUGAGGAAAUUGUAAAUUUCUACUGGAGCAUUGCAGGGCACCAAGGCGAAAAACCAAGGGGCACUGAGGCAAUCUUUGAACACAGCUUAGCACAUCUUCUUCAUGUUACAAAUUGUGCAAUUAUUUUUUAAUUUCAGUGGGCAGUUUGUAGUUUGCCCCUUGGGAGUUUAGUUGUCUUGCUCUUGCUCUUACUGGAGCAUUUCAAGGGUCGCAAGGCAUGUUCUCCUUGGUAAAGGGCACCCUAAGAGGAAUUUGUAAAUUUCUACUGUAGCAUUUCAAGGGCACCAAGGCAAAAACCAAGGGGCACGGAGGUAAUCGUUGAACACAGCUUUAACGCAUCUUCUUCAUGUUACAAAUUGUGCAAUUAUUUUUUAUUUCAGUGGGCAGUUGGUAGUUUGCCCCUUGGAAGUUCAGUGGUCUUGUGUUUUUUAAAUAAUGACUAGUGAAUGUUCAGUUUAUUGCUAACUGGCAUAAUUUGAUAUACAAUUUUAAGUGGUCAACAGCACUGUUCACUACGUCUAUUUCAUGGUGAGUUUAUUAUACCAUAGAGUAAGGACCUUGUGGACUACAGCUAAUUUGCAUUUUUAUGAUUGAAGGAAUGAAUCAUUUUCUUCAAGGGGUGGUGCAAACCGUAUUACAAUACAGGGCAAGUCUGACGACUAGGCCGAUAUAUAAGUAAAGUGGGGUUUUCCAAAGGUGCAUGGGCAUCAAUGGGGUGGGGGGGGGGUGUCAUUUACCCCAUGCUAGUUAUGCCACUGGUGGUCAGUCAUUGUGGUAGAAUGUUUUGUAAUACAAAAAUAUACAAUAAAAGCCUCUUGGUUUCAAUGAAAGGUGUUGUGGUCAUCAGUACUUCAUGCAAUACAUUGUAAAGAAUUCAAACUGUAUGGCUUGACUUUCUGUCUACCUCCAUGGCUUGACAGUCAUAGCAGAGACAUAUAAAUAAUAGAUACAUGUUAACUUACACUCGCUCUGAGGAUGACUAGUGAAACUAGUCAAAACG